Molecule: messenger RNA, 911 nt
Organism: Suncus etruscus (white-toothed pygmy shrew)
Lineage: Eukaryota; Metazoa; Chordata; Mammalia; Eulipotyphla; Soricidae
Gene: ASF1A
Product: anti-silencing function 1A histone chaperone
Exons: 4
Coding region: 116-730 (204 amino acids)
Biological process (GO): DNA replication-dependent chromatin assembly
Cellular component (GO): nucleus
Molecular function (GO): histone binding
Source: RefSeq, a predicted model, not a curated record
GGGUCUGCGCUCGCCUUCCCGAGCGGCCGCGCGCCGGACUUUUGCUCGCGCCGCCGCCGAGCCCCCCGCGCCGUGCCAUUGUGUGGGUCCUUUCCUCUGCCUCCGUCUGCGAAAUAUGGCCAAGGUUCAGGUGAACAACGUCGUGGUGCUGGACAACCCGUCUCCCUUCUACAACCCGUUCCAGUUCGAGAUCACCUUCGAGUGCAUCGAGGACCUGUCUGAAGACUUGGAGUGGAAAAUUAUCUAUGUGGGCUCUGCAGAAAGUGAAGAAUAUGAUCAAGUAUUAGACUCUGUGUUAGUGGGUCCUGUCCCUGCAGGAAGGCAUAUGUUUGUAUUUCAGGCUGAUGCGCCUAAUCCAGGACUCAUUCCAGAUGCAGAUGCAGUAGGUGUAACUGUUGUACUAAUUACAUGUACCUAUCGGGGUCAAGAAUUUAUUAGAGUUGGCUAUUAUGUAAAUAAUGAAUAUACCGAGACAGAGUUAAGAGAAAAUCCUCCAGUAAAACCAGACUUCUCCAAGCUUCAAAGAAAUAUUUUGGCAUCUAAUCCUAGAGUCACAAGAUUCCACAUUAAUUGGGAAGAUAACACAGAAAAACUGGAAGAUGCAGAGAGCAGUAAUCCAAAUCUACAAUCACUUCUUUCAACAGAUGCAUUACCUUCAGCAUCAAAGGGUUGGUCCACAUCAGAAAACUCACUAAAUGUUAUGUUAGAAUCCCACAUGGACUGCAUGUGACCAACUGUCAUCCCUUAGUACCAAUUAAGCUAUAAUACACAGAACUAUUUCCCUGAAUUUCCGUAAGUAUACAGCCAAGAUACAAUGUGAAGAAUUUGUUUUAAAAACAUUCUGUAGAAAGUUUAUAAGAAACCAGUAUUUGAGCAAAUUGUGAAAUAUAAAUACAACUAUUUUUAAGUAA